This is a messenger RNA of Nerophis lumbriciformis (worm pipefish), 1666 nucleotides long. RefSeq names its product ADP/ATP translocase 2. Gene Ontology annotation, cellular component: mitochondrial inner membrane. The record is from RefSeq and is a predicted model, not a curated record. Gene Ontology annotation, biological process: negative regulation of mitochondrial outer membrane permeabilization involved in apoptotic signaling pathway; mitochondrial ATP transmembrane transport; mitochondrial ADP transmembrane transport. Lineage: Eukaryota; Metazoa; Chordata; Actinopteri; Syngnathiformes; Syngnathidae. Gene Ontology annotation, molecular function: ATP:ADP antiporter activity.
GCGGCUUUUCAAUCGGCCAUUUCGUCGGUGCAGGCCAUCUAUCCGUAAAGGGCAACGGGGAAAUCCGCGUUAUACUGAUUAUCUGAGAGGCACGUCAAGAACAUCUCACCAUGAAUGAGACAGCUGUUUCUUUCGCCAAGGACUUCUUGGCCGGCGGUAUCUCCGCCGCCAUUUCCAAGACAGCCGUCGCUCCCAUCGAGAGAGUCAAGCUUCUGCUUCAGGUGCAACAUGCCAGCAAGCAAAUCACGGCAGACAAGCAGUAUAAGGGAAUUAUGGACUGUGUCGUCCGUAUCCCCAAGGAGCAGGGCUUCCUUUCCUUCUGGAGAGGUAACCUUGCCAAUGUCAUCAGGUAUUUCCCCACCCAGGCCCUCAACUUUGCCUUCAAGGACAAGUACAAGAAGGUCUUCCUUGAUGGCGUCGACAAGCACACCCAGUUCUGGAGGUACUUUGCCGGCAACUUGGCGUCCGGCGGUGCCGCCGGUGCCACCUCCCUAUGCUUCGUGUACCCCCUCGACUUCGCCCGUACUCGUCUGGCCGCCGACGUAGGAAAGGCGGGAGCAGGGAGAGAGUUCAACGGUCUCGGAGACUGCCUGGCGAAGAUCUUCAAGUCGGAUGGUCUGCGGGGGUUGUAUCAGGGCUUCAACGUGUCUGUGCAGGGCAUCAUCAUCUACAGGGCGGCUUACUUUGGCAUCUAUGACACAGCUAAGGGUAUGCUCCCCGACCCUAAGAACACUCACAUUUUGGUGAGCUGGAUGAUCGCCCAGAGUGUGACGGCUGUUGCCGGCCUCACCUCCUACCCCUUCGACACUGUCCGUAGGCGUAUGAUGAUGCAGUCCGGACGCAAAGGAGCUGACAUCAUGUACACCGGAACCAUCGACUGCUGGCGCAAGAUCGCCCGCGAUGAGGGCGGCAAGGCUUUCUUCAAGGGCGCGUGGUCCAACGUGCUGCGCGGCAUGGGCGGCGCCUUCGUGCUGGUGUUGUACGAUGAGCUGAAGAAGGUCAUGUAGAUUGUCAUGUCGUCACAUCACUGUCCAAUUCGGCUAAAUGUCAUAACUUUCCAUUUCUUAUGGACUCUGCGUUCUGCCUUAUUUAUGGGAACAAAACUAUAGUGUCUCUCCACCUCGCUGUGGGCAAUGGCUGUACGUUCGUUGUGCAUCUUGAUUUUAAAAACGUUCCACACCACACCCCCCUCUACCAACGUCAUUCCUUCAGCAAGUGUAAUACCUCCUCUGUCAUUCACUAGGUUUGUACGGUCCCAACUUGAAUAAACCUAUUCUGGGGAACAAACGAUAAAAACAUGGAUGUUCACUGUCUUCGUCCACUGUCAUAGCAUGAGAUGAGCACACUGGGUCAUGAAAAAAUUGGAUUAUACCAACUGCUAUAUUUACCCAUGCUUAUCUCCUGAGCCUCCCUUCCCUGGUUUGUGGUCACUGCUAGACUUGUAGACUAAAACCAUGUGACUGUUAGUUUUUCCGUUAUUUUAAACAAUUCAAAACACAAAUUUUGGGUUAGCAAGCUGGAUUUUAUGAUUCAAUUUUGUCUUGGUUGAAACCUAAGGUACAUGACCCAGCAAUGCAAUUUUAGUAGAAAGAAUGACACCAGUAAAUGCAUCAUCUUUGACAUUUUCUUGGUUUAUUGGAACAUUAAAGUCAAAAUGUUUCUCAUA